AUGAAUGCGGUCGACGCAUCCGAGCACUUUGACAAACCCUCCCACUCGGCCGAACAAUCACCCUCACUCCUCACAGUCAUCCUCGACACCAACCCAGCAGCAUGGUCAUUGCUCUCCUCGACCCUCCCUCUUUCCAGUGCUGUCGCCAAUCUUCUCGUCUUCAUCAAUGCCCAUCUGGCAGCAAACUACACCAACAAAGUCGCCGUCAUCGCUUCUCAUUGCGACAAAGCCACAUGGCUCUAUCCAGCUCCCACCGAACAGAGGUUGCCUCGAUCCAUCUCGGCUCGAGCAAAGCGACAACCUCAUGACUCGUCUGGAGACGACAACCUCUCCGAUCCCACCAAAAGACUGAAACUCAACGGGCCAGGAGGGGAUUACCACCCUCCUGGCUCGACUCCUAAGCCUCUCUCGUCCUCAGCAAACACGGGCAGCAAAUACCGGCCCUUCCGCCUUGUUGAGGAAGAGCUCCUGCGUAACCUGACCGCGUUGCUGUCCAGCACGUCUCCAGAUGCCGUCGCUAGCAACUCAUCCACCAUGAUUGCUGGCGCCCUCACUUUGGCGCUCUCCUAUAUCAACCGAGAGUCAAUCCUGCUCACGGAGUCUCUGGUGGGAUCGUCAAACACUGCUAGUGGUGGUAUGAGACCCGACGCCACCUCGGCGGCUGGCGAAGGAGCAACUCAGUCACUUCAAUCACGUAUUCUCCUCAUCUCAGCAUCGCCUUCAACCGAUCUGGCUCACCAAUACAUCCCGAUCAUGAACGCCAUAUUCGCGUGUCAAAGACUGUCUAUCCCCAUUGAUAUAUUGCAACUUCCUCUCCCCGUCUCUUCCUCCGCGUCCACCACCACUACCACAGCAUCUUCAAAUCCCACCUCAAACACUCGCUCCUCAUCACACUCAAACUCGACCGUCUUCCUCCAACAAGCCGCCGACGCGACCCACGGCAUCUUCAUCCCCGCCCACCUGCCCUCACCCAACGAUCUCAACCCUGUCAAGACGGCGUCCCAGGCCCUCCUGACCUAUCUCCUGACCAGCUUUCUGUCCAGCCCCUUGACCCGCUCGGCACACUUGAUCCUGCCCACCCGCAUCGACGUCGACUUCCGCGCCGCCUGCUUCUGCCACCGCAACGUCGUCUCUGUCGGUUUCGUCUGCUCCAUCUGUCUGAGCAUCUUUUGUGAGCCGCCAGAGAACGGUGACUGCCUGACCUGUGGCACCCAUCUCGCCGUAGACGACCGCGGCUACGGGAAGACCCCCUCCGUGGUCGUGACCUCCAAAUCCAAGAAGAAAAAGAGGCCGCAAUAG
Messenger RNA from Fonsecaea nubica, 1299 nucleotides. RefSeq lists its product as hypothetical. Gene Ontology annotation, cellular component: transcription factor TFIIH holo complex; transcription factor TFIIH core complex. The record is from RefSeq and is a predicted model, not a curated record. The transcript has 2 exons. NCBI's taxonomy places the organism in Eukaryota, Fungi, Ascomycota, Eurotiomycetes, Chaetothyriales, Herpotrichiellaceae. The coding region runs from base 1 to 1299 and encodes 432 amino acids. Gene Ontology annotation, biological process: nucleotide-excision repair; regulation of DNA-templated transcription.